Molecule: messenger RNA, 1856 nt
Organism: Theobroma umbraticum
Lineage: Eukaryota; Viridiplantae; Streptophyta; Magnoliopsida; Malvales; Malvaceae
Product: TRP-like ion channel protein (Protein of unknown function, DUF599)
Source: RefSeq, a predicted model, not a curated record
AAGUUGGGCAGUAGCAAGAAUGAUAUGAUAGAGUAUAAAUUGGUCCAUGAAUGAAUGCAAAGUGACCACACUAGUGACGAGAGUUUUAGCCAUGGGUGAGUUAAAUUAUGCUGGAAAAGUAAGAGAAGGGUGUUCACAGUGCGCAUAUAUUUUAUGGCAGCAGCCAGCCACCCCUCGCGCUGAUUAUGCAGCAAAAGCAACAAAUGUUAGUUAUGGUUUGCCAAUGCAUGUGACUAAAGCUUGGUUUGUUGAAUUUUAAAUGUUAAAAUGAAUGACCUUUCAUAUCUGGUUAAGAUGGCUUCAUGGUUUGUACUGAAGGCUAUAAAUCUAUUUAAUGAUGUGAUGUGCAAGGAAGAGAAUAUAUAUACUACUUACUACUGAGAAGGGAAACAGAAGAUUAAAAUGGUUUUUCCAAGCAGAAAAGAUUAUCAUUAAGACGAAAAAGCAGCUUCCUCUUUCACCGGAGUCCAACCUAGACGGCUGAUGUUUUGUUUUGGAUUCAGCAUUUCAACUUUGACGUGAAUUGGAAAAAGAAGUCACGGGGUUCUGGUGGGCUAAGUGCGGUUUGGCUCUGCAGUCCACGUAAGAGUCCCAUUUUAAUGCUCCUCCUAGUUUUCAUUAAACCUGCUUUCUUCUAUCUUUCCUCUUUCUCGGUUCCCUUCCAAUUCCAUAAACAUAAGAGCAAGGACAGCCCGCACCCGCAACCCCAGCUGUCUCCCUUUGUUUUCCCCUCUCUGUUCCCACUUCACACCAAAACACUCUUGAAAUUACAGAAAGCCAAGCCGAAGGCCUCGUACGUUGGUCUAGUUCUCUGCCUUUUUGCUGAUGAAACUGCUCUAAACCAAUAUGACUAUCGAGAAAAAAUAUCUGGAUUGCGCGCUAGUCCCAAUAGGGAUUCUUUUAAUGUUGGCAUACCAUCUUUGGCUUCUCUACCGAAUCGUCAAACAUCCCACCAAGACCGUCAUCGGCGUCAACGCCAUCAACCGCCGCUUCUGGGUUCGCGCUAUGAUGGAGGACGUGGCAAAAAAUGGGGUUUUGGCUGUGCAAACGCUGAGAAACAACAUAAUGGCAUCGACGCUUUUGGCAUCGACGGCGAUCAUGCUGAGUUCCCUCAUCGCCGUCUUGAUGACAAGCAGUAGCGGUAAUAGAUCGUCUUGGUUCAUGUUUGGAGACCGAAGCAACCUCGCAUUUUCCAUCAAGUGUUUCUCGAUAUUGGUUUGCUUCCUGGUGGCCUUCUUGCUCAACGUGCAGUCCAUCAGGUAUUACAGCCAUGCCAGCAUCCUCAUCAAUGUGCCUGUGAAGAAGAUGUCCCAGCAUCAGCGCCAUCACCAUCUUACCGUUGAAUACGUUGCCACCACCGUGAACAGGGGCAGCUAUUUUUGGUCUUUGGGGCUACGUGCGUUUUACUUCUCGUUCCCUCUUUUCUUGUGGAUCUUUGGCCCUCUUCCUAUGGUUUUCUGUUGCAUUGCCCUCAUUUUCAUGCUUUAUUUCCUCGAUGUUACCUUCCAGUAUGGGCGGGCCGCUGGGGUCGUUGAUGAAAAUGGCCACAAGGAUGAGGAAUCAGGGGGUUCGGGUCGAUCGUAAUCCUGUAAUUUCGUAUAGCUAGGAAUAUAGGAAAUGGUUGCGUCUGCCAAUUCGUUCAAUCCAAGUUGAAUCGAAUUGCAUUUCAUCAUUAUGGGAAAUAAGGUUGUUAACAAAUACCGGCGCAUACGCAUUUUAGUUUUCUAUCCUAAUCAUCAGUAACGAACACGGUUUGUUAUAUCAGAAAUGGGUUUUCAGCCUUUUCACAUAACAAAAUGUAUCCAAGGAGAAUCGUUCGAUAAGAGGAAUGAAAAUUGAAAGGUUGGUUUCUUCUA